AUGGUUAACCAAUGCAUCGAGAAGGCUGACAAGAACUUGGUGGACAAGAUGGCAAGGCAAGCACUGAAGAACGAGGUCAAAGAACAAAUGGAGGUCCUGCAAGCAAUUCCUUGCUACGGAACAGAUAACCCCCUCCACCUCACGGUGUCUGUUUCUCUCGGAUCGCCAUCGUCUUGUCGCGCCCUCGUCCGCACGCGUGGACACGACUCCCCGCCGCGCCUCCCCUUCGCCGUCCCGCUGUGGUCCCUCGGCUGCGUCAUGGCAGAGCUCGUCGAUGGGGGCGCUCCGUUCCAGGGCAUCGACUACGAGGACCUGCUCUGUGAGAUCUUCGGCGUGCUCGGCAACUGUCCGAGGGCAUCGAAGCCAUCCGAGGAAGGAUUUGAGGUCCUAAGCGACCUCCUCACAUGCAACCCCGACAAGAGGCUCACGGCAGCCGCGACGAUCAAGCAUUCGUGGUUCUCCAAGAUCCAACCACAGGAGGUGCCACAGAAAGAAGAAGCUGUUUCGCCGUUGCCCAAGAGGCCCAGGCGGCAUGCUGUGUGCGCAACUUAG
This is a messenger RNA of Panicum virgatum (switchgrass), 552 nucleotides long. RefSeq names its product mitogen-activated protein kinase spk1-like. Lineage: Eukaryota; Viridiplantae; Streptophyta; Magnoliopsida; Poales; Poaceae. The transcript is spliced from 2 exons. Gene Ontology annotation, biological process: protein phosphorylation; regulation of mitotic cell cycle. Gene Ontology annotation, cellular component: nucleus. The record is from RefSeq and is a predicted model, not a curated record. The coding region runs from base 1 to 552 and encodes 183 amino acids. Gene Ontology annotation, molecular function: ATP binding; cyclin-dependent protein serine/threonine kinase activity.